Chelonus insularis is the source of this 1983-nucleotide messenger RNA. Its product is annotated as zinc finger and BTB domain-containing protein 44-like. The record is from RefSeq and is a predicted model, not a curated record. NCBI's taxonomy places the organism in Eukaryota, Metazoa, Arthropoda, Insecta, Hymenoptera, Braconidae. The transcript has 4 exons. Gene Ontology annotation, molecular function: protein binding. Gene Ontology annotation, cellular component: nucleus. The coding region runs from base 680 to 1966 and encodes 428 amino acids. Gene Ontology annotation, biological process: regulation of transcription by RNA polymerase II.
UUUAUCCAUAUUACGUUUUUUUAUAAAGCUCAAUAGCGUAGAAUUUAUAAAAAUGCAUGUGUAUAUAAGGCGCACCUUGCGUAAGUCAGCCAUUUUGUAUGUUUAUAUGUAUGUAUAUUGUAUAUAUAGCUGAUUUUCCUACCGUGAGCUAAAGUCAUUUUACAACGCGCAUAUAUAACGCUCUUUAUACCCAUAUAAAUAAAAAAAAAUAGCUUGUAAGCAGUAGCAAGCAUGAUUCAUGGUGCAGUUAUGUAUCUUACCUGAUUGUCAUUACUAAUGAUAACUCCAAAAACAAAUUAAACAAAUUUGUUAUUCUAAUUUGUCAUUAAAAAGUCUCUAUUAAUGUGAUAAUCUUACAUAUGAGUUAAAUUUUAAUAAUGACAAGUGUCGUUUGUGAUAGUAAUAAUAGUGCAACUAUUGUUUCUAUAUUUUAUAAAUGACUUCUUUAUUAUUUAAAUAGUAUUAAAAUACUUAUCUUCCAUGUUACAAUAAUAAUAUUAAUAAAAAGUUAUUCAUUUAUAAUACAAAUACGAUUAAAACAGUGACAUUUGAUACUUAAAUCAAUGCAACUAGAUCAUAAUUAAAAUAUUAUAGUAAUAUAUCAAAUAUAUAUAUAUAUAUAUAUACAUAUAUAUUUUACCAGAUCAUAAAUAUUUUAUAUUAUUAAAAACUAUCAAAAAUGAUGGCUGAUGAACAAUUCUCACUAGUGUGGAAUAGUUUUCCAUCCAAUUUAUCAUCUGGAUUAUACUCAUUAUUAACUGAUGAACAUUUGGUGGAUGUUACUCUGGCUGCUGAAGGGAAAAUUUUAAGAGCACACAAAUUAGUUUUAUCUAUUUGUAGUACAUUUUUCAGAGAUUUAUUUAAGGGGAAUACGUGUAAACAUCCCAUAGUGAUAUUAAAAGAUGUUAAUUAUCGAGAUUUAUCAGCGAUGCUACACUUUAUGUACCAGGGAGAAGUAAAUAUAAAACAAGAAGAUAUUGCAAGUUUUCUAAAAGUUGCUGAAACUUUACAAAUUAAAGGAUUAACAAAAGAUAAAACUGAGAACAAAAACCGGCCAGAAGAUACUUCAACACGAAUAGAAAACCUAAGUUCUACAGAAGACGACAAUACAAAUCAUAGUGAAUCAAUUCCACCAGAAUCUACAGAGAAAUUUGACCUGCUUUCGAAAGCUGUUGAGCGAUCGGAAUUAGAUGACAGUUCUCUUCAUCAAAAUAAUUCAACAACAGACCAUCCCGAUGAAAUUACAUCUCCAAGUAUCAUUACAUCUGAAAGUGAUAAUAAUUACAAGCAAGAAUCAACUGUUAAACCUAUGCCAUUUGACUUUAACGAAGAUGAUGAUCCUCACAUAGAUGAAAUAAAUAAUACCGUUGAACCACUUGAUUUUACUGCAGAUACUCGUCAAAUUAAUAAAGCUAAUGACAGACUCUACAAUUAUACAUAUGGCGUUGGUUGUUCUACGUCGUCAGCAGGAGUAAAUAGUUUAGAAGAUCCAUCGAUACAAUCAUCAUUACCAUCUUCUGAGAUUACGUCUUUCCAAACAGAUUAUUUUGAAGAGCCACCAGGUGCUAUUGAUAACAAUGUAAAUUAUGUAAAAGAUUUGCCAUUCGAUUCUUCCAAUCAAUCAAAAGUAGCGAAGGGCCGGAGAACUGUUAAAGGUAUUCAACACAGUGCAUUACCAUUGGAAACAACGUUACGUGUCGUUUCUGAGCUUGGACCCACGAUUCGAGUAGAAAAGGGAAAAGUUGUUCGUAUGUACUCAUGUCCUUGGUGUUUAAGACAUUUCACCCGUAAAGAAAAUCUUAAACUUCAUGUACGUUAUAUCCAUGGACCUCUUGAAAGCCUUACCUGCAAACUCUGUGGCAACAAAUACAAAAACAGUAAUAGUCUUCGUGUUCACUCGUAUCUCUACCACAACACUAAGAGAAACAAGCACAGCAAGUCUUCGUUAGUUAUGAAUAAUGUUUAAUAUAUAAUUUAAAAAUA